UGGAGGCGGGGGGAGGUGGAGUCGGUGGGAGGACAUGAACCCGGAGGUGCUGGCGCUAGUGUUCGUGGGGAUGCCGGCGGACGUGCUGGCGCGGACGGUUCCGUUCGUGUGCCCGUCGUGGCGGGAGGUGAUGGCAGGGCCGUACUGCUGGUCGGAGAUCGACUUAGACCAGUGGUGCCGCCGCGUCGACCGAUCCGACGUCAUCAACUUCGUCGUCCGUCGCCUCGUCCGCCGCAGCAGGGGCACCCUCCGCCGCCUCUCCGCCUACCGCCUCAGCAACUCCGGUUUCGUCUAUGUCGCCACAUCUGUCAGGUUCCUUAGCGUCCUUCAAAUACCAAUGAGUGAUGUGACUGACCAGAUAGUGGAGAAGCAUGUAGAAUCGUUCUCAACUCUGACUGUGUUGGACAUUAGUUACUGUCUGAAGAUCACCUCCAAGGGCAUGGAAGCACUGGGGAAGCACUGCAAGGCUUUAGUUCAACUGACGAGGAAUAUGCCUCCACCAGAAUUUGAGACAACCCAGGAUGAUGGUGUGGCUGCCAAGGUGGAUGAGGGGGAAGCCAUGGCUAUAGCCAACAAUAUGUCUGGGCUUGAACAUUUAGAGCUUGCAUACGGGAAGUUCAGCCACCAUGGGUUGGCAGCAAUUUUGACUAACUGCACAGCUCUUAAAAUCCUUGACGUCCGUGGGUGUUGGAAUGUUAAGAUGGAAGACAACAUUGAGGCCAUGUGUGCCAAAAUCCAAUCCUUUAGAGAUCCCUGGGAGGAUGAUUAUGAGUUUAGUUCUUCGGAAGAUGAAGGGGACAACAGUAGUGCUGAAGACGUGGGACUGGUGGAUUGUGAUGCCUCUGAUUAAUCAGAUGAUGACUGAAAUGGUAGUUUGCCUUUUUGCCCAAUCUCGGUACUUCUCUUUAGCCAUUUAGUUAUGCUUGCUACAACAGUAUAGACCUUUUUGGUCCUUUGGGUCAUGCUUUCAGUUGAACAAUAGAAAAAAUUGAAAUUGAAAAGAAAGUCUUUUUAGCAUAUGGAUAUAUGUAUCUUGAAUCUUGGCUUCUAUUAGAACAUGAAGAGAGAAUCUAAUCUGAA
This is a messenger RNA of Musa acuminata AAA Group (dessert banana), 1080 nucleotides long. Its product is annotated as F-box protein FBW2-like. The transcript has 2 exons. Bases 35 to 850 code for a protein of 271 amino acids. The record is from RefSeq and is a predicted model, not a curated record. Lineage: Eukaryota; Viridiplantae; Streptophyta; Magnoliopsida; Zingiberales; Musaceae.